AUGGCAAAAGUGCAGGAGCGUCUCGCCGUGCUCAGCUUAAACAUCUUCUGCCGCCCUGAAGGCAUCCACAGCGGUCAGUGGUUCAAGACUGGCGACUACAAAGACUUGAGGGUAGCGUUACUGCUUCGUAAGAUGACCAAAUUCGACGUGGUGAUCCUCCAGGAGAUGUUCGAGGCCGGACCAAGACAGAAGCGCUUCGUGCGGGAAGCCUACGCCAUGGGCUUCCGCUACCACUGCGGAUCUGUGUGGCCGCGACUAUUGGACUCUCGUCUUAUUGAUGGCGGACUGUUGAUCCUCAGUCGUUAUCCGAUCGUGGAGCGCGACCAGCUCGCGUACUCGCAGGGCGCUGGAAGUGACGGAAUCUGUGCCAAAGGCGUGCUCUACGCUCGUAUCCAGUUAUCGCCAGACCUCUCAGACUCACUUCAUGUAUUCACUACACACACUCAAGCAGGUGACAACUACAAGGACUACAGUAUUCGCCUCGCUCAGAUCCAGGAGAUGCACCGUUUCGUUGCCAGAACGAUCCGAGACGACCCCGGAGUGCCUGUCCUCAUCACAGGCGACUUCAACCUCGACGCUCGACACGAUUUAGUACACGACUCGCAAACUGGGCUGGUCACAUCUACUCGGUGUCGAGAGAGCAAAGUGUACCAGCAACUUGUGGCGGACUUUGAGCGUGUGGUACGCGAGGCAAGGUUGAACUUCGCGAGGGUAGCGGGAAAAACUGUCGACGCAGACAACACAGCAGAGUCUCUGAUGAUCGACCUUAUGAAGCGAUGUGAUACUACCAAGCUUGGCGAUGAGAUCCACCCGAUCACGAAUGGUGACGGACAUUCGCUACUGUUUCAUAAGACAGACCCACUGUCUCUCGAGAAAGAUGGCAAGUGUAUCGACUACAUGUUCUUCUGUCCAGGGAUCAAUGACCAGACAACGCCCCCAGUCUCCGCCACCACUAGCACCGACAUAUCACCACGUUUCCGCUUGACGUUGGUGGAAAAGGGCACAACAGUGGACCAUUGCUCUGUGAACGAGCUUACCGAAGACGAAAACUACAGCGACGUAGGUGAUCGCUCUCCACUUCGUCGGCUGUUGCCGAUAUCGCAUUUAUCUGAUCACUACGGACUGCGUGCCAUCUUUCUGCUGGAAACCUCGAGUCUGGAACAUCCGGACGGGACUCCAGUAUCGAUGAACGAGUCGCUUGCUUCGGUGCUGCAACUCUACUUCCCUCAGCACGCCUUUGCGCAACAACCGCGACGUCUCUGGAAGUGGAAACUUGCAUUUGCGCUACUUGCGAUCGUUGCCUCUGCAGGUGGCGUCACUCUCAUACUUGUCCGCACGGCGUUGAGUAUCGUGCUGAGGUAA
This is a messenger RNA of Phytophthora infestans T30-4, 1362 nucleotides long. RefSeq lists its product as uncharacterized. NCBI's taxonomy places the organism in Eukaryota, Oomycota, Peronosporomycetes, Peronosporales, Peronosporaceae. The coding region runs from base 1 to 1362 and encodes 453 amino acids. The record is from RefSeq and is a predicted model, not a curated record. Gene Ontology annotation, cellular component: cytoplasm; extracellular region. Gene Ontology annotation, molecular function: sphingomyelin phosphodiesterase activity. The transcript has 3 exons.